Messenger RNA from Xenopus laevis (African clawed frog), 2178 nucleotides. RefSeq names its product cysteine and glycine rich protein 1 L homeolog (gene csrp1.L). The record is from RefSeq and is a predicted model, not a curated record. NCBI's taxonomy places the organism in Eukaryota, Metazoa, Chordata, Amphibia, Anura, Pipidae. Gene Ontology annotation, molecular function: actinin binding; structural constituent of muscle. The coding region runs from base 261 to 842 and encodes 193 amino acids. Gene Ontology annotation, biological process: actin cytoskeleton organization; muscle tissue development; sarcomere organization. The transcript has 7 exons. Gene Ontology annotation, cellular component: cytoplasm; nucleus; Z disc.
GUAUUUGUUUUUUCACUGGCUGAACUUUCAGAGACCUGGGGGUCUGAUAGCAAGUUGGGGAUUUUUGCCGGUGGGAGUUUUCCCAGAGACCAAGCCUGGUCAAUCUUUUGGGGUACUGACUGCUAAAGCGGCUGAAGUUGAAGUUGUCACACCCAUAAACUGCAGACUACCAUAUAAAGAGGAAACAGAGAUCCACUACCUAAAGAGAGAAAUCACUCUGAACAAGUUUCUUUUACCAAAGGAAGACAACAAGCAGAAACAUGCCUAACUGGGGAGGAGGAAAGAAAUGUUCAGUGUGCCAGAAGUCUGUUUACUUUGCAGAAGAGGUACAGUGCGAGGGAGGAAGCUUCCACAAGUCCUGUUUCUUAUGCAUGGCAUGUAAAAAGAAUUUAGAUAGCACUACAGUAGCAAUUCAUGGAGAAGAGAUUUACUGCAAAUCCUGUUAUGGCAAGAAGUAUGGUCCCAAAGGCUAUGGGUUUGGCCAGGGAGCAGGUACUCUGAGCAUGGAUCGAGGAGAGCACUUGGGCAUCCGAUCUGAUGAACCUUCAAGACACCAACCAACAAAUAACCCAAAUGCUUCGAAGUUUGCACAGAAUGUGGGAGGUGCAGACAUUUGCCCUCGCUGUUCGAAAUCUGUGUAUGCUGCUGAAAAAGUUAUUGGUGCAGGCAAUUCUUGGCACAAGUCCUGCUUUCGCUGUUCUAAAUGUGGAAAAGGCUUGGAAUCCACAACAGUGGCUGAUAGAGACGGUGACAUAUUUUGCAAAGCUUGCUAUGCAAAGAAUUUUGGGCCAAAAGGAUUCGGGUUCGGUCAAGGUGCUGGAGCUUUGGCCCACACAGAGUGACAAUGCUGGAAUUUUAGUAAAAUGAUUCUCUUUUCUGACUUUUACCAUUUUACUAACAAGUCAUAGAUAUUUACAGCUGCUUUUUUACUAUAUCACAGUAAAUAUGCACUGCAGUUUUAAAAUAUAAGCACAUGUAUGUAUUGACUUUAGGUAGCCUGUGUCUUACAGGUUUUCCAAUAUAUAAACAAACUUCUGCAAUUCCUAAUAAGGGAUUCUUGCUUUUCUCCACACAAAUCCACAUAACAGAGCAAAGUCACACUGAAACUACCGAGGAUGUAAAAAUAUGGAGGGCAGAGGACCUUAUUUGACAACAUAGUUGAUUAACUAAAAAUAUCAAGUGACGGGAUAAUGUUUUCUCUAGAGGUUUUUUGAAUGUGCAUGAGUUUUUCACAUAUUUAUUUAACUACACUAUAUUAUGAACUGAUAUGCAUAAUAACCAUAAAAACAUACAUUGUAACAGCAAGCAAAUUUAAGAUCACAUAGCCUCUCCAUCCUAGGCCCACAGGCUGAACAGACAGAGAUCAUACGAGGGGCCACACAUCAUUUUUUUUUUGACCAUGCAUGUAGAGCUGGCACAAAAUUAGAACAAAAAGAACUAAAGAGGAAAUGUAGCUCCUCUUCUUGUUCUCAUGUGCUGUGAACCACAAAUUGACCAAGACAGUGUAUCAGCACAGCAAACUGAAUUUUCUAACUUGCUAGAUAUCAAUAUCCAUAGUUCAUGGACAACUGUUGGGCUUAGUGGGGCACCAUACAUAUACCAAUAAUAAUAUGAAUCUUAGUUGUGUACAAUAUUAUUGCUAUGUGUUUGACCAGCUUUACUCGAUGGAUUAAAAUGAAUUUACCUCCCACUGAGCUUUCUGUAAAAGAUUACUCAAAAUGGGUAAAACAUAGGAAUGAGUAGCAAGCUAAAUUGAUAUCUAAUGAAAAGCAGCCUUAUUUUAAGCUUUGGAGACAAGACGGCAUAGUUUUUAAAGUGGAUACAAUUUGCGAAGCUCAAAAUAUGAACUUGGAAAGGAUUAAAUCAAUUAUGUGGUUUAUUUAUAGACAUUAUAGAGAGGAUGUUGGUACCAUUGUAUUCUACAAAGAGGAUAAAGAACAAGAGAUAUAGAACAGUAUUGGGAUAUCUGAGGGAGACUUUGCAAAGUAUUUUAAAUUAUAUUGAUCUGUGAUUAAAAUUUAGUAGAGAAUAAAUAAAAGCUAUGUUGCUUUGAUUAAGAAUGUGGGAAUUCCUCUUGGAAUUAUUUUAAGACUGUGCAGUCAGAGAAAAUGAUAUUGCAAUUGUACUCAUUUGAUGGAGAAGCUUGUGUAAUUUCAAAAAUAAAAGCAAUAUAUAUUG